AUUCCUCACUUCAACAGUACCGUUCUUCACCCGUUUCCGCCACCAACUCCUCCCUCCCUUCUCCUCUCAAUUUUUGGCUGCGUCAAUUCACCUCCUGUCGUGAUUCUUCUCUUUUUCAAGCUUUCAGGAAUUGGGUGCUUUUGUUUUUUUGAGGGAUUUCUUUUGUGGAACUAUGGCGUCCAUGGCUCAGCUGCAUUGCUCUGUUCGUCCUAGGGAUUAUUAUAAUGUUCCCCGUAGUCAUGCUUAUAACGAUCCUCCGGCUUUCUCUUUUCUGUCUAAUUCGUCGGCGGUAGAAUCGAGGAGUCGAUCUCUUUCUCUUUUUAAUGCGGACUUAACGAGGUCUAGGUUUUUGGUGAAAUCUGAACUCUCUCUUGCUGGUGGCGACGGUGGAAAUGGCGUUGGCCGCGGUGGAGGAGGUGGCGGCGGCGGUGGUGACAGUGGUGGUUGGAGCGAUGAUCGGGCUGAUGGGGAUGAUUCGUCGAGUUUUGGAGUGUUUGGAUUGUUUCUUCAAGGGUGGAGAACUCGAGUUGCUGCGGAUCCACAGUUUCCUUUUAAGGUACUCAUGGAGGAACUGGUUGGUGUGAGUGCUUGUGUUCUUGGAGACAUGGCGUCCCGCCCGAAUUUCGGUCUCAACGAGCUCGAUUUCGUCUUCUCCACCCUUGUUGUCGGAUCUAUAUUGAAUUUUACUCUCAUGUAUCUGUUGGCUCCCACUGCAUCAGCUGGUGUAGCAGCCAAACAGCUUCCUGCAAUCUUUGGAAGCUGCCCCACGAGUCACAUGUUCGAACCCGGUGCUUUCACGGUCUUAGAACGAUUGGGAACCUUGGUUUACAAAGGAACCGUCUUCGCCACGGUUGGACUAGCAGCUGGGCUCGUAGGAACGGCACUCUCGAAUGGCUUGAUCAAGCUGAGGAAGAAGAUGGAUCCUGAAUUCGAGACGCCAAACAAGGCACCUCCCACAUUGUUGAACGCCAUGACAUGGGCAAUUCACAUGGGGGUCAGCAGUAACUUGAGAUACCAAUCUUUGAAUGGACUUGAAUUCGUGUUGGCCAAGGGGCUUCCCCCUCUAGCAUUCAAGAGCUCCGUGGUGGUGUUGAGAUGUUUGAACAACAUUCUCGGGGGAAUGUCGUUCGUGAUCCUCGCAAGGAUGACGGGAUCACAGAGCGUCGAGGAAGCUAAGCCAGCAGCACUGGAUUUGGACGCCGCUGAUACUAAAGAGAAGCUGUUGGAAGGGGAUAAAGAUGAGGAGUUAAAGUAAGGUAUGGUAUCAUUUUUGGCUUUGUUUCCAUUGUUAAUAUAAGCUCCCAAUGCUCUUUGACUUAGGGAUCAGUUUGCUUUGCUUGUAACAAUAAGAAGCUCAAAGUGUUGUGAGAUCUCUUUAUGAACUGUUAGGUAUUACUAUGAGGCUUUGCUGAUAGUUUUCAUGGAACUCGAAUGAGUUUGUUGGCCAAAUGUGUCUAUUUUUGCUUGAGCUUUCUCUGGGUUAGAGUUGUUGAUGCACAUCAGACUUCUUCAUCACUAAUUUGUUCAUAAAGGUCUUCUGGAUUUGGGUUUUUAA
Cucurbita pepo subsp. pepo (vegetable marrow) is the source of this 1555-nucleotide messenger RNA. Its product is annotated as protein RETICULATA-RELATED 3, chloroplastic-like. NCBI's taxonomy places the organism in Eukaryota, Viridiplantae, Streptophyta, Magnoliopsida, Cucurbitales, Cucurbitaceae. The record is from RefSeq and is a predicted model, not a curated record.